Molecule: messenger RNA, 2049 nt
Organism: Papaver somniferum (opium poppy)
Lineage: Eukaryota; Viridiplantae; Streptophyta; Magnoliopsida; Ranunculales; Papaveraceae
Exons: 5
Coding region: 1-2049 (682 amino acids)
Molecular function (GO): catalytic activity
Source: RefSeq, a predicted model, not a curated record
AUGCUGACCAAAUUUAAUCUUGAUAUUUGCUUCAUAUCUGAAACCAAACAGAAACAUGGUAAACUUUUAAAUUCUAUGAAACAACUUAAUAUCCAAAAAUUUUUGCAUGUUAAUCCUGAAAGGGCUAGUGGUACAGCUGGUGGAUUAGUAAUGAUAUGGAAGAACAAUCUUGAUGUUGAAAUUCUAGACAGUUCAAUUAACCAUAUCAAUGCUAAAAUACAGCCUACUAGUGGCCCUCCCUGGCUCUUCACUGGUUACUAUGGUAAUUCUAAUAAUACUCAGUGUAAACUAAAUUCUUGGAAAUUUUUGGAGUAUACUGCUUCCAAGAACUCCCUCCCUUGGUUGAUUAUUGGUGAUUUCAACUUUAUGUUACAUGAUUUUGAAAAAUACAGUACCCAAGCACUGGACAAUGCUGAAGCUAAUAUUUUUAGUAACAAGAUUAUUGAUCUGGAUCUAAAUGAUUUAGGCAGCACUGGCUGCCCUUUCACUUGGACAAAUAAGAGAACUAUUGGCUCUGAUCACCAUCCCAUUUUUCUUAACACUAAUCCUCACUGGAGUACUGGUAAAAUCCCUUUCAAGUUCUUUGGUCCUUGGCUAGACCAUAAGGAUUGUAAGGAUAUCAUCUUUGAAUGUUGGAAGAGGAACUUGUCUGGUUCUAGCGCUUUUCUAAUUGCUAUAAAACUCAAAGAGGUCAAGCUGAAACUCAAAAUCUGGAACAAAGAAGUUUAUGGCAACAUAAAGACAAACAUUGAAGAAUGUAAGCAACAUAUGCAUUGGCUACAAGAAAAUUACUUCAAUCAGGACAGAAGUAAAGCCUUACAAACUGCAAUGAAUGUUCUCAGAGAAUGGCAAGACAUUGAAGAAAAAUUUUGGAAAAUCAAAAGCAGAGACCAAUAUAUCAAAUUGGGAGAUAAGAAUACAAGUUAUUUCCACAGAACUACAAAAAGCAGAUUAAGAAGGAACAAGAUAGAUACCAUCCAAGAUAGUUCUGGAAACUGGAUUGAAAACUACCAAGACAUAAAGCAAUGCUUCACCAACCACUUAUCAAAAAUGGCUACUUCAGAAUCCCCUUCUAUGAAUACUGAAAUCCUUAACCUCAUUCCUACAGUCAUAACCACUGAAGAUAACAAAAAUCUCAAUAGAAUUCCUGAAGAUAGUGAGGUCAAAGCUAUUCUCUUCAGCAUGGCCAAAGAUAAAGCUCCAGGACCAGAUGGCUUCCCACCUAACUUCUUCCAAGCAAAUUGGGACAUUAUAGGAGAGGACCUAUUUAAAAUGGUCCAACAUUUCUUCAAACAAAUAGCUGAUAAUAUAGCCAUUGCCCAUGAAAUUAUUCAUCACAUGAGAACCAGAAGAGGUCUUAAAGGCAACAAAGGAAGUGUGGGGAUCAAUAUUGAUAUGGCUAAAGCCUUUGACAGAGUGGACUGGAAGUUUCUUCAUACAAUUAUGGUCAAAAUUGGAUUCAACUCUGAAUGGUGCAACAAGAUUAUGCAAUGCAUAUCCACUACUUGUACUGCUGUCCUUCAAAUGGCUCCCCUGAAAAAUUCUUUAACCCUACUAGAGGACUCAGCACAUAAUCUCAAGGAUAUCCUCAACAUUUUUGGAGAUACUUCUGGCCAACUCAUCAACUUCAGCAAAUCAGGAGUCUUCUUCAGCAAGGACACUGAUCCAGCUCUUAUGUCUAUUAUCUGCAAGCUGCUUGGAGUUCAAAUUCUUCCUACAAAUGACAAAAUCCCAAAGCAAACCUGUCAAGAUAUGAACAAACUACAAAGAGAUUUCUUCUGGGGAAAGAACCUGGAAAACCCCACAGGCUACUACCCAAAAGCCUGGACAGCCAUUUGCAAACCUAAGGAGCUUGGUGGAUUAGGUUUUAUGAAUAUGGAGCUUUUCAACAGUGUCAUGAUAACAAAAAUAGGAUGGAGAUUGGAGCAGGACAAGGAUUCUCUCUGGUAUCAACUGAUGGAUGCCAAAUAUUUAUUGGGAAGAAAUGUUCUCAGCAUGAACACCAAAGCUAAAGAUGGAGACUCCUGGAUAUGGAAAGGGGUUUUAUAA